GACAUUAAAGGGGAAUUUGCGGAUAACUCACAAAUCUAUGGAAAUACAACCACUAUUUGUGUUAUCUCUGCUGGUUUAUUGUGUGGCUUGUGAGAGGCACAGUCUAAGAUAUUUUGUCACCACAACCUCUGUACCUAUUCCUGGGCUGCCUAUGUUCUCCAUUGUUGGAAGCAUCGAUGACAUGCCACUCGGGAGAUACUCUAGUGAAACGGGUCAGGCUCAGCCUUUUUAUAAAUGGAUGGAAAAGAAAAUUAAACCUGAACACUGGAAAGAGAUGAAUAAAAUAGCCCAAUACUUUGAAAGCUAUCACAAAAAUUUUAUAGGUUUGUUAAAAGCUCUGUUUAACCAGACAACUGAAAACAACAUUCUCCAGGUAAAGCUUGAAUGUGAAUUGCAUAACGAUGGAACCAUUAAUGGAGGUGAAGAGUUUGGUUACAAUGGGAAGGAAAUCAUUGUAUUUGAUAAAAAGAGACUGUUUUUUAUUCCAUUGACACAAGAGGCUCAGAUAAUAACACAGAGGUGGAAUGUUAAUCCAGGUUCAGCAGAAAGACAUAAAGCUUUAAUUGAGCAUCACUGCAUAAAGUGGAUGAAGACGUACUUCAGCCAUGGGAACAAUACACUGGAGAGGAAAGUUCCACCCAAAGUGAAAAUUUCUGAUCGCCAAUUAGACAAUGCGGCAAAGCUUCACUGCCAUGUGUACGGAUUUUACCCUCAAACUGUGGUUGUCAAGUGGGUGAAGAACGGUGUGAAUGAGGUUUACUCAGAAGAGGUAAAACAGAUCCUUCCCAACCCUGAUGGGACCUAUCAGGUCAGCGUAACGGUUGAAGUUAUUCCAAAGGAUGGAGACAAUUACACUUGUCAUGUGACCGACAGCAGCCUUGAUAAUACUAUGAUUAUUUUAUGGGGUGAGUGUUUACUUUAA
Messenger RNA from Bombina bombina (fire-bellied toad), 922 nucleotides. Its product is annotated as major histocompatibility complex class I-related gene protein-like. The coding region runs from base 38 to 922 and encodes 294 amino acids. The record is from RefSeq and is a predicted model, not a curated record. Gene Ontology annotation, cellular component: external side of plasma membrane. Gene Ontology annotation, biological process: immune response. The transcript has 4 exons. NCBI's taxonomy places the organism in Eukaryota, Metazoa, Chordata, Amphibia, Anura, Bombinatoridae.